AUCAACAUGCUUCCUACCUUCCUGACCACCCUGCUUUUAAUACUGGGAACAGAUGCUAUCCCUUAUGCCACUUUGUCUCCACCAUUUCAUUUUAACACUGACCAUAGUGUUUUGACAAUCCUGGUGUGUGUGGUUCAUGACAUUCAUCAAGGAGAGAUGGAAGUUGCCUGGAUUUCGGGUGGCAGCAGAGGGACAAGUCCAGCAGUUUAUAACUUAAUCCAAGGAGACCAUGGCAUUCAGAGUGCAAUGUCAGUUAUAUCUGUGGCCUCAAGUGAAUGGACAUCUUAUACUUGCUUUGUGAGUCACAGAGGCUCUGAUCAACUCAUGCAUAGACACUAUGCUCGAUUCCCAAAAGAGACAACAGAGAUGCAUGACCUAGAAAUGACUGGUGAUGAAGAAACUUUUGAAAUGUGUUUGGACCAACAAAGCAGUUUAUUGGAAGGUAUUAGGGAAUUUUUUUCUUACCUAAAAAAUUUCCAUUAUUUGCUCAUUUUGUUCUCACUUUCUUGUGCUGUUACAGUGAUCGGGGCAAACCGAGAACUACUGUUUGUUCAAGCUCUCAGAAUACUCCUUCUGAAAAUCACAAUUUUCAAUGUUUUGAUGACUAUACAAGCUGUCAUAAAGUGAAAUGAACAAUGGACUUGAGUUGACAAAAACAAGACAGCCAGACACCAUACAGGUGAUCUCCAAACCAGUUGAGGUAAAUGAGAACCUGGGAUGUGAGCAUUUUGACAAGUGCUUUUUAGAGCUGGAGACCGACAUUGGACCACAAGACACAGGUGCUGCAAUAAGAAGAUCAAUGUGAUAUCUGCUCAAAACCACAUCAUAUACAGAAAACAACAACUUAACUGCACUACAAUGUGCCUUUGUAGGCAAUUAAAAAGAGAGAGUUUUAAAUGGCUUUUGUAAAGUCACCUUUCACUAAUGGAAUUGUUUACUGUCAAGCAACACCUGUUUGAAUGUGAGCAACAUUUGAUUACAUUUGUUAAGAUGUGUGUGAAUGAGAAUAUUGUGCAUAACACUCUAUCAAAGAUUAAACUUGUUUAAGUUGAGGGCAUUUAUUCGAAUGUGACAUUAAUGCUUCAUCAAACCAAGUAGAAUGUGUGUGUGUUUUUUCUAUUCUUUUUUUUCAGGCGCAUGAAUGAUC
Messenger RNA from Xyrauchen texanus (razorback sucker), 1147 nucleotides. RefSeq lists its product as uncharacterized. The transcript is spliced from 4 exons. NCBI's taxonomy places the organism in Eukaryota, Metazoa, Chordata, Actinopteri, Cypriniformes, Catostomidae. The record is from RefSeq and is a predicted model, not a curated record. The coding region runs from base 7 to 627 and encodes 206 amino acids.